Messenger RNA from Dothidotthia symphoricarpi CBS 119687, 393 nucleotides. RefSeq lists its product as uncharacterized. The transcript has a single exon. The record is from RefSeq and is a predicted model, not a curated record. NCBI's taxonomy places the organism in Eukaryota, Fungi, Ascomycota, Dothideomycetes, Pleosporales, Dothidotthiaceae. The coding region runs from base 1 to 393 and encodes 130 amino acids.
AUGCCAGCGCCCUCACCCCUGCCAACGUAUCUAUACAAAAUCCUGCCUUCUGCCCCGCCAUCGCCCCUCCCUGAACGCCUCCCAUUGUCAGAUCUCGACCGCAACGAUGGCUACAUUCAUCUCUCGACAGCCGAGCAGGUACCUGGCACUGCUGACCGGUUUUUCGGCAGCUCCGCGGAGUUGUGGCUGCUGAAGAUCAAAUACGAGGCGCUGGCUGCGGGGACCGACGGGGAUGGCAAGGUGGAUAGCAAGGCAGCGGUCAAAUGGGAAGAAGUGGGUCAUGGGUGUUUCGCGCAUUUCUACGGCGGUGAUCUUGGAAAGGGGAAUGUUGCAGAGGCUGUGAGGCUGGAGAAGAAGAGCAGUUGGACUGAAAGCCUGCAGCUUGAAUGGUGA